AACGGUCGUCCUGAAUUCGGGUAUCCUUCCAAGCCUUCGAAUCGCAGCCAUGUCUCCGAUUACAAACAGUCGAACGCUUUUCAAUGAGGUUCCGAUUGGCUAUCCUGAGCCAGGAAGAACCACUAUCCACGACACCUCUAUGAGUAUAGAUCUCGAGACAGAACCCCUGAAAGGGGGUUUCCUCGUCAAGACACUUGUUCUGUCAAUCGAUCCUUACCUGAGGGGGAAAAUGCGAGAGGCGACCAAGGCCAGCUACUCGGCUCCCUUUGCCAAAGGCGAACCUAUUACCAAUUUCGGAAUUGGUGUCGUUUUACGUUCAGAACACUCUGGAAUAAAAGUCGGGGAUCAUAUCUAUGGCGUCUUGCCUUUCCAGGAGUAUUUUGUGCGUAGCGACGCCUCGUCCUUCGCCGUGAUCGCCAACGAAGAGGGUUUGCCGUGGUCUGUGUACAUCGGCAUGGCAGGAAUGCCCGGUCAGACAGCAUAUGUGGGGUGGAAUGAGUUCUCCAAAGCCAAAAAGGGUGAGACAGCGUUCAUCACAACUGCUGCUGGCCCAGUUGGCAGUUUUGUCGUCCAACUGGCGAAACUUGACGGGCUCAAGGUGAUUGCGUCUGCUGGAUCUGACGAGAAAGUCGAGUUUGUGCGCUCGCUCGGGGCCGACGUGGUGUUCAAUUAUAAGAAGGAAAGUACUGAAGAAGUGCUUCAACGCGAGGGUGGUCUCGAUAUUUAUUGGGAUAACGUAGGCGGAGAGACGCUGGAUCUGGCCCUGAAAUACGCCAACAAGCGAGCUCGUUUCAUCGAAUGCGGCAUGAUCACCACAUACAACAACCCGGACGGUUACGGUGUCAAGAACCUAGCGGAGAUAUUCAAGAAGGACAUGUCCAUGCACGGCUUCAUCAACGGGAACUGGUUCGGGAAAUACCGCGAGCAGUUCUACCAAGAAGUCCCUAAGUUGGUGAAGGAGGGUAAAAUACAGUAUCAGGAAGACAUCACCCGUGGUUUGGAGCACGCAGGGCAGGGUAUAUUGGACGUGCAGCAGGGAACAAACAAGGGAAAGAAGGUCAUACUCGUAGCGGAUGAGUGAAUAUGUCUGUAUCCUUACGAAGUGUACUACUUCGGACUUUUGUAGUUUUAGUGAUUGAUCUUCGAUUGUUGAAUCAAACUGAUUGUUAUAAGAUU
This is a messenger RNA of Heterobasidion irregulare TC 32-1, 1176 nucleotides long. RefSeq names its product NADP-dependent oxidoreductase 3 (gene nor3). The transcript has 9 exons. The coding region runs from base 50 to 1081 and encodes 343 amino acids. NCBI's taxonomy places the organism in Eukaryota, Fungi, Basidiomycota, Agaricomycetes, Russulales, Bondarzewiaceae. The record is from RefSeq and is a predicted model, not a curated record. Gene Ontology annotation, molecular function: oxidoreductase activity, acting on the CH-CH group of donors, NAD or NADP as acceptor.